CAGGUAAGCAACAGAAGGGAGGGCAAGUAUAAAGGCAGGCACGGGCCGGACACCACCAUCAUUCACCACCACCACCACCAACAACCAACAUGACUUCCAAGGCGGCCCUGGUGUUGCUGAUGGUGGGCCUGACACUCGCUGACCGGGCACCUUACCACCCUCCACCUCCUCAUCAGUCCGGAUACAAAGACCCACCGAAGCCACACAACUUUGAAUACGCUGUCAGGGACGAGUACGCCGGCACCAACUUCGGCCACAGCGAGGACUCUGACGGCAACACUGUCCGUGGCUCCUACAGUGUUGACCUCCCUGACGGACGCAAGCAGACGGUGAACUACGAGGCUGACCACUACAAGGGUUACCAGGCCGAAGUCAGCUACUACGGCGAGGCUCAGUACCCCCACGAGUACGGUCCCCCCGCCACCUUCAAGCCUCAGUCUUAUGGUCAACCCUCAUACAAGCCCCAGCCCUCAUACGAACCCCAGCCCUCUUACAAGCCCCAGCCCUCAUACGAGCCCCAGCCCUCAUACGAACCCCAGCCCUCUUACAAGCCCCAGCCCUCAUACAAGCCCCAGCCCUCAUACAAGCCCCAGCCCUCAUACGAACCCCAACCCUCAUAUGAACCCCAGCCCUCAUACCCACCACCACCUACCUAUAACUGAGGGUAUCCGCAGAACCUACUAAUACUUACCUCGGCCUAGUCACUGUUGCUGGAGAUGUCAUUUUGUUGAUAAUAAAACUGAUGUUAAAUACA
This is a messenger RNA of Homarus americanus (American lobster), 754 nucleotides long. RefSeq names its product adhesive plaque matrix protein-like. Gene Ontology annotation, cellular component: extracellular matrix. The transcript has 4 exons. The record is from RefSeq and is a predicted model, not a curated record. Lineage: Eukaryota; Metazoa; Arthropoda; Malacostraca; Decapoda; Nephropidae. Bases 90 to 662 code for a protein of 190 amino acids.